CAAAAGGCAGAAUCGUGCAUAUAAAAUUGCAGGGAAAUGCAUGUGUGAAUGUAACCAUGUCUUCUCUUCUAAUUGCAGGCCAAGUCCAGUUGGAUAGUAGACCUGUAUUAACCACCACAGAUGGAAAUCAGAACAUCACAGAAGUAGAUGCACUUGCUAAAAGACACACACUUGACCCUGCGGAGCAAUACAAAAUGAACCACCAAAGAAGAGGAGUUGCAUUAAUUUUCAAUCAUGAGCACUUUUUUUGGCAUUUAAGGCUGCCAGACAGACGCGGGACUAAUGCAGACAAACAGAAUCUGACACGCAGUUUGAAAGACCUCGGAUUUGAAGUCAGAUGCUUUGAUGACCUGAAAGCAGAAGAUAUGCUGGAGAAAAUUUAUAAUGGUAGGAGACUAUAUAUUGAUUAUGUGUAACCAUUUGUAACAGCAAU
Molecule: messenger RNA, 433 nt
Organism: Tinamus guttatus (white-throated tinamou)
Lineage: Eukaryota; Metazoa; Chordata; Aves; Tinamiformes; Tinamidae
Source: RefSeq, a predicted model, not a curated record